AUGGACUGCGAGACUUCGACGACUUAUACUUGGCAGCAGCGGCAGCAACAACAACAACACUACUCAACGUCACAGGGGAGUAAUCACUGUCUACCUACUCCACCCAUCACGCCGACGGAGCAUUCACCACCAUCUCGAAAGCAGCAGCUACCGUCCCAGCUACUAGAGAUAGACAGUGCUCUUGUGACGGGUCUCACCCCUCAUUCCUUCAUCUCCUUCCCUACUGGUUCUGGCUCCACGUCAAGACCUCUGACACCCGCACCGACCCCUUCACCACCUCCAGCCAUACCACUUCCCCUCCCAUUCCCAUCCGACACCAUGGCCUCGUUCUCACGCGAUCCACCCAAGCGACCCCAUAAUAAUCGGUGCAACUCUACACCGAUGGCCGACAGUUUAUCUACUGCACGACGAGGAAAUCUCGCCCCCGUUUCCACCACCACCUCAUCAUCCUCUUCCAACAACAACCCACCUUACUUGCAGAAUGUGCCUCCCCCCAGAUCUCCAUCGGGACUCAUGCCGCGUAUCAUAGACUCUGCAGACGCCUCCACCUCUUACCCUCGACGACGAGUAUCGCUCUCCAUCAACGGCUCACCCAAUACCAUCCUCCCUCCUCCAGUGAUUGGAUCCACUCAUCCAUAUCCUCAACCUCAUUCCGCGUCACUUCAGCACAAUCAUGCCAGACAUCACCCACGAAGAAGGGCACGGACCAUGUCCUUCCCCGUCCGUACCUCCAAACACGUCCCUUGUCCCAGACCACUCUAUAGAUCCCGUCGGACCAUACUCCUCAUCGUCAUCCUCAUCUCCCUCUUCCUCGUCGGGACAGUCAUCGUCUUGUCUUCGGUAUCUUACUACCUCGCCAUUCCAGCUUGGGCAUUCUUGUCGGAGGAUGAAGUGCCUUGGUCCACCCUGGACGCCAUCAAGUCUCUCCGAUAUUCACCAAUGGGUACAGCGCGACAGCACAAGCGUGAAGCGGCCCCUGAGGCGGCCAACGAUCAGCAAAGGGGACUGGACGACGAUUUCGAUUGGUUCGUCUCCGAUGCCAAUGAAGAAGACUCCGAUCGUUGGGACGUAGACGGAGCUGGAUCUGGCGGUUACUGGAUGGAGAAGGAAUGGGACGGCCGGGUCAGAGGAGCUAACGAUUGGACAAAGCUGUAUAAUGUCACGGCCAGACCUGGGGAGAGAAUACCUCGGAUCAUCCAUCAGACUUGGAAGGACGACAUGCUACCGGUGAAAUGGCGCAAAGCGUUCAAAGAGUGUCGAGAAGGCAUGCCAGAUUACGAGCACAUGUUGUGGACAGACGAAGUGUCUCGAGAAUUCAUCAAGGCCAACUACCCCGCCCACUUGCACAUGUACGAUUCAUACAAGUAUCCCAUCCAACGCGCCGACUCCAUCCGAUACUUUGUCCUGCACCAUUUUGGCGGGGUCUACAUGGAUCUCGACAUUGGAUGUCGGAGACGCCUAGACCCACUCCUGCAAGGCGAUUGGGAGGUCAUCUUGCCGGUGACCAAACCUGUUGGCGUUUCAAAUGACUUGAUCUUGUCGUCCAAAGGAUCCGCUUUCAUUGAUGACACCAUUCACGCGUUGCCCGCUUGGAAUCAUGAAUGGGUCAGCAAUUAUCCAACGGUCAUGUUUUCAACUGGCCCCAUGUUCCUCUCAGCUCAAUUCUCCAUCUACACCUCUGCCCAUCCGAUCACCUCUUCCCACCCACGCAGCGAGGUCCGAAUCUUGCCCAAGAGCCUGUACGGCAAGAAUGCCCCUGUGGAAACAGUCCCUCAUUCCUUCUUUGCCCACUUCUAUGGCUCUUCUUGGCACUCGGACGAUGCCGGAUUCAUCUCCUUCCUCGGCAAAUGGGGUAAAGGUCUGAUGGUCGUUGGGAGUAUUGUCGUCGUCGUAGGCGUUCUGCGUCUCGUCUCACAAAAAUUCAUGCGAACUGCCGACCCAAGAUUCCAGCUCUUGUCUGUUUUGCCCACCUCAUCCUCCAUCAUCUCGAGCAAGCAGUACUCUCAUUCUGGUAACGGCGUCGAAGAAUCCGCUUCGAUCUCGUCUGCUGUGGAGGCUAUCAGCUCUCAACAUUUGCCGCAGGAUAUCGCUUCCACUCUGAAACGCGCAGGAAACCUCAUUCUUGCGGCUCCAGCGACACUGUUAUCUGGCGACAGGCGAAGUCGACGAAAGACAGGUUUGCUCUACUUUGUCCCUGCCCUUUUCCAACCUGGACCAGUCACAUCCUCCAGACGGGGUCGAACUUCGUCUGAAUCCUCUCAGCUCCCUCUCCGCCGAUCUCGUAAAGAGAGGGAACGAGAUCGCGACAGGAUGAACCCGCCGCCUCCACCAUACGACCCUUUGGACAAUGGUAGCACCCCUCAAGCAGCAUCUCAUAUGAUCCACGACGAACCUGAUUCCAUGGAGGAAGAUGAUCUGUCACCAUCCAUGGCUCGAUCACUGACUUUCCCCGCACGUGGAAACUAUUCUUCGAGCUUUUUGAGAGAUAUCGAGAGUGGGUCGUCGUCCGCUACGGACGAUGGGGACGAUGGAGAGCAGUCAUCUUCACCGACGGCAGAGGCAGAUUGGUCGGAAUGGGCCUCGAGCAAUGAGAAGAGUCGACCAUUGAGGUGA
Molecule: messenger RNA, 2613 nt
Organism: Kockovaella imperatae
Lineage: Eukaryota; Fungi; Basidiomycota; Tremellomycetes; Tremellales; Cuniculitremaceae
Exons: 3
Coding region: 1-2613 (870 amino acids)
Biological process (GO): mannosyl-inositol phosphorylceramide biosynthetic process
Molecular function (GO): mannosyltransferase activity
Source: RefSeq, a predicted model, not a curated record